ACUCGAGAAGGACGCACGCACGCACGCAGCUCAAAAGUUCUCUCUCCUCCCAGGUCUGUAGCGCGCUUUUGUGUCCUGUCUCGCGCGUCCUCCGCCAUGGAUUCUGUUUAGUUGUAGUUUUUUUUUUUUGGUUGUUUUUUGUUUUAAACUAAAUGUGAAUCCGCUGGACAGCACAGCACUGACAGCGGAGUGGACAAACACCAAAUAUGCCCGUGACUGGAGCGCGCUGUUGGCGAGGCGUCCCUCACAUCGCCACUGGGAUUGUGCCGUCGUGAUGUUCAAUACUUCGGGAAUUGAGCUCACUUUUAACAAGAAAGAGGAUAUUUCCGAAGUUAUCAAUGGCUCUUUGCAGCUUUUGUACAACGUCCUGGUCACCAUUAGUCCCACCGCCAUGUGGAACGAAUCUUGCGGGGAACAGUUACUGGAUUUCGGGCGCCCGGAGAAGAUCAUUAUUGGGGUGUUGCUGGCGAUGAUCACGGCUGUCACGGUCAUGGGGAACACGCUGGUGGUGAUUGCCGUGUGCGUAGUGAAGAAACUGAGGCAACCUUCCAACUAUCUGCUGGUGUCUUUGGCAGUGGCGGACCUGUCAGUUGCCAUAGUUGUGAUGCCAUUUGUCAUAGUCACAGAUCUGACCGGGGGAAAGUGGCUCUUUGGAGAAGUCUUCUGCAACAUCUUCAUCGGCAUGGAUGUAAUGUGCUGCACUGCCUCCAUCAUGACUCUGUGUGUCAUCAGCGUUGACAGGUACCUGGGGAUCACGCGCCCUCUCACGUACCCGGCGCGGCAGAACGGGCAGCUCAUGGCGAAGAUGAUUGUGGGAGUGUGGCUGGUGUCUGCCUCCAUCACACUGCCCCCUUUCUGUGGCUGGGCUAAGAACGUCCACACCGCCGGAGUGUGCCUCAUUAGCCAAGACUUUGGCUACACUAUCUACAGCACAGCAGUCGCCUUCUACAUCCCCAUGCUGGUUAUGCUGGUCAUGUACUACAAGAUCUUCAGGGCAGCCCGUAAGAGCGGGGCUAAGCAUCGCUUCACCGACCUGUCCCGCCGUGAGCGCCUGGAAACAGUGACUAAUGAGGCGCUCCGCAUGCAGGGCCUAAAGCCCCCCGGGGUGGCUGAGGAGUGUGCUGCCCUGUCCCGCCUGUUGAACCGUGAGCGUAAAAACAUCUCCAUCUUCAAGCGGGAGCAAAAGGCGGCCACCACUCUAGGGGUGAUUGUGGGGGUGUUCGCCGUGUGCUGGCUGCCCUUCUUCAUCCUGUCCACAGCGCGGCCCUUCAUCUGUGGGGUGGAGUGUAGCUGUGUGCCCAUCUGGUUGGAACGCACCCUGCUUUGGUUGGGCUAUGCCAACUCUCUCAUGAAUCCCUUCAUCUAUGCCUUCUUCAACCGGGACCUGCGCUCCACGUACCGCGACCUGCUCCGCUGCCGCUAUCGCAACAUCAACCGCCGCCUGUCUGCUGUGGGCGUACACGAAGCUCUCAAAGUAUAACAGGGUUACAUGACACAGUGCCCCUGCAGUGCCCUCUGGGGCUAAAAGGCCAUCCUGUAGAUAGACUGAGAUCAGACUGGACACUCUGGAAGUGUCUCUGCGUCCUCUGCACUGGCCAUCGCGUGGUGUAUCUUUCUAAGAUGGAGCGUUACAGUAAAUAGAUGAUGAGCAAGUCAACUUUGUGCAACUGCCACACUUUUUUGUCUCUACAGUAUUAGCUGAAUAAUAUAGUGACAAAGGAAUGAUAUAUAAACAUAUUCAAACAGCAGAGCUCUGUAGAGAGAAGCAGUGUGGAAAUAAUGUCUGUAAAUUACCCAAAAGGACAUUUUGUUGUGGCACAGUUUCAUCGGAAUAUGCAUUAUAUAUUUAAUUUGGAAGUAAACACUUGAAGAGUGCUACUGUUCAUAUCUGUCCAUUGCCUUUUACUUUCUACUCCACACUUUGACAACAUGUAGAUGCCAAUGUAAAAGGGGAGAAAUUAAAAGUUGUGCCAUUAAAACACCUUGUGGUUUGGUGUCUGCAUGAAACAUAUUUGUUAGUUAAGGCGCUGUAAGCAAAAGUUAAAUUUUGUGAAAAGCAAAUGACAAUUGAACUCACCACGAACUGUUGUGAGAAACCUUUCACUCAGUGUCAUCCCACAGUUGGCUUUUUAUUUUAUUUUUCUCACUAAAAACAUGUUAACCACACAGAAAAGCUGCUGUUGCUUUAAGACUCCAUUCUUAUAACAGUAUUUGAAAGAAGGUGAUGUCCAAUUGAAGUUUUAGUGAGUAUUUAUAACGUCAGUGGUUUGACAGUGUGUACUUUCUACCUCAAUUUUGGAGACUUCUUUACCAUUGCUCUGAAAAGAUAAACUGCUAUCUUGGAUUGUUUUGUGAUAUAUCUUUUACAACCUAAUUCAGAAAAGCUGGGGCACUAGUAAAAAUACCAACAUUUUAUUCACAAUAAAACAUAAACACAAACUUUGAAAUGGUAGACAUCCUGCUGCCAAUGCUGAAAAAAUGUGCUAUUAUUGUACCAUAUGAAAUAUAUUUAUAUGCUUUUCAGCAGGAAUUGUUUAUGCUAUUUCUAUUGGCUUCUUAUUCAGUGCCCCUACGUUUUUGAAUUUAGGUUGUUAUUGUGUGUCAAGUCACUCUUCUUCAAAAGGCUAGUUGGUCUGGUUUACUGCCUU
This is a messenger RNA of Periophthalmus magnuspinnatus, 2648 nucleotides long. RefSeq names its product 5-hydroxytryptamine (serotonin) receptor 7c (gene htr7c). Gene Ontology annotation, biological process: vasoconstriction; circadian rhythm; chemical synaptic transmission. Lineage: Eukaryota; Metazoa; Chordata; Actinopteri; Gobiiformes; Gobiidae. Bases 275 to 1480 code for a protein of 401 amino acids. The transcript has 2 exons. The record is from RefSeq and is a predicted model, not a curated record. Gene Ontology annotation, molecular function: G protein-coupled serotonin receptor activity; neurotransmitter receptor activity. Gene Ontology annotation, cellular component: plasma membrane; dendrite.